Limanda limanda (common dab) is the source of this 3486-nucleotide messenger RNA. RefSeq names its product hematopoietically expressed homeobox (gene hhex). Gene Ontology annotation, biological process: regulation of transcription by RNA polymerase II; cell differentiation. Bases 269 to 1141 code for a protein of 290 amino acids. Gene Ontology annotation, molecular function: DNA-binding transcription factor activity, RNA polymerase II-specific; RNA polymerase II cis-regulatory region sequence-specific DNA binding. The transcript has 4 exons. The record is from RefSeq and is a predicted model, not a curated record. NCBI's taxonomy places the organism in Eukaryota, Metazoa, Chordata, Actinopteri, Pleuronectiformes, Pleuronectidae.
UUGGACCGAGUAUCUGCUUGUUCACCGUUGCAACGUGAUGGACACCAAAACACUCUAACGGUGUUAUCCACAAACCAGAGGGACUGUGUUUGGUUUGUAAAGGGCAGCCCGCAGACUGAAGGUUUCUUUCAAAGUUACAGUACAUGGUUAAUAUCAUGUAAAAACUUGAGGGUAUUAUUUAAAAACGAAAGAGACGUGGCCGUUAAAUAGGAACGCUGUUGUGAGACUGUAAACUGAGUUCCAGUGCACUGUGGCGGCAAACAGCACCAUGAGCGUCCCGCUUUUUGCACCAACUCCGAUCCAGCCGGCUCAUCCGACUCCCUUCUACAUCGAGGACAUUCUGGGGACGACUGCCUCUACUACCUACUCUCCCUCCUCUUCUUCAUCCUCCGCUUCUUCAUCCUCCUCCUGCUCCACGCUGAUUAUCCCAACACCGACUCUUGCAUCGCCCAAUUCUUCGUUCACGAGUGUAAUCUCACCGUACCGGGCGCCGAUUUAUGAACCCACGCCGAUCCACGCGGCGCUGUCUCACCAUGCAGCUGCAAUGUUGACAACGACGUACGCCUCCGCCGGGGCUUUCGCUGGCCCCAUCUACCCCUUCCACCACCAGCACAACCGCUCCAUGGGGGAGUACGCACAGGCUCUGCUGAGGCGCGACCCGCUCGGGAAGCCGCUGUUAUGGGCUCCCUUCAUGCAGCGGCCGCUGCACAAGAGAAAAGGCGGCCAGGUCCGGUUUUCUAACGACCAGACCAUUGAGCUGGAGAAGAAGUUUGAGACGCAAAAGUACCUCUCUCCUCCAGAGAGGAAGCGGUUGGCAAAGAUGCUGCAGCUCAGCGAGAGACAGGUUAAAACCUGGUUCCAAAAUCGACGUGCGAAGUGGCGAAGACUGAAACAGGAGAAUCCUCAGGGAGGUAAGAGGGAGCUGGAGAAUGACAGUCCAGCUGGGAGGAGUAAUAAAGGUGAUGAGAUGAUCGAGGUGACCGUGAUGCAGAGCCCGGAACAGAAGCAGACAGUCUAUGUGCGCUCUGUGUCCCCGCAACAUCUGCACACAGCAAUGGACUCUAACGUGACAUCAGACGACACUGACCAGGAGCUAGACAUAGUGGAUGACGAAGAAUACACACGGAAACUGCAGUUCUGAAGUGAAUCAUCAACAAUGACACUGGAUCCAAUGGACAUUUAGAGCUGGAUGAUGAAGGCCAGCGGAAUCUUCUCACAACUGACUCUGGUCACGCAUCUCCAUUCAGACAGCUUGACAAAAUUGUUACUAGUGUAAUAUUUAGGUAACGUUUACAUCACUUAAUCCUCCCAUGACGCGUCUUUUUGUAUUUAAAACAUAUUCGUUUUGAUUGUCACUUUGUUAUAUUGACCACUGUAAAUGACUUGUACUGUAUGUUGUUUAAAAUGAGAAACAUUCUUAAUUUAAGCUGUUGCCUUAAAAUAUGAUAUAUGAAAUCAAUACAUACCAAAUAAUUAUGUGGUUAAUUGCUUUUAAUAAUAACACACACAUUUUCUGAUAAGAAUAAUUUUGUCAAACUCAGCUAGAAUUUCAUUGCGAUUUAGUAAUUAGUAUUUUCCAAAUUGCUACAGGAAAAAGAAAAUCAAUAAAUUACGACAUUUUGGCAAAAAACUGAAAUAUAAAUGAAUUUAAACAAGUUAAUAAAUCAAAAUAUAUAGCCUAUAGUAUUUAAACAUAUCAAGACAAGUUUGGCCUUUAUCGUACAUGGCCAUUAAAUAGUCAUAAUUUGAACGAGCAAAAUAUUGAGUUCACAAGGGGAACAUUCUUUUUAAGAAUGUGUUGUAUAUUCCCAGGCUACUUGUUAAACAAAUCAUAUGGUCUGCGGCCAAUCAUGUUAAUCGGAUUAAAACCCAAUUAAUAUGCUACCUAUGUAGCUAUGAUUGGCCUCUCUCACAUGAGAUAGAUCUAAUAUUAUUUGUAGAUUGUAGUUUUUUAUCUUGUGACUUAAUUAUACACAAAGAUGAAUCAUUUGACUUAUAGUUGGAAUUAAGUGAAAUUAUUUCCCAUGUUAGGUGAUUCCUUUUUUCUUUCCACUGGUUUAAUCGGACCCUGUUGGUAGUCUGGAAUGUUUCAUCUACUUAACUAAUAAUCCAGUUUUAUGUACUACAAUUAGGGUUGCAAAGGAGUGGAAAGUGGAGGCAUUUCACCCCAUCCAAUGUAGAAGGAAAGGCUGUGUACAUUUGCAAAUACUGUGCAAAGACCUAUGUUAAGAAUGACACAACGAUGCAGAAGCAUAUAGUCAAGUGCCCAAAGUUUCCUCAGGGCUCAAAUAAGCCUAAGACAAAACAAAAUGUUUAUAUUUAUGUCUGUAUAUGACAAGGUAAAAACAGUUACAAAACAGUAUAAAUUAUCCACAACAUUUCCAGUUUAUUCCCGUUAAUUCCCAUAUAUUCCCGUUUAUUCCCGUUAAUUCCAGUAUAUUCCCGUUAAUUCCCAUGGAAAGUUUCCAACUUUGAAUAUUCCCGGAAUUUUGCAACCCUAACUACAAUAAUAUAAUUUUUUGGAGGGAUUUUUGAGUAAAUGGUAAAUGGUCUAUAUCUAGCGCUGUUCUAGUCUGGCUCACCACUGAAAGCGCUUUACUGUUAAGUGUUUUCCAUUCACCCUCUUUAACUAAUUAUUUCAUCAUUCAUUCAGUGCAGGACUUUCUCUAUGAGAAUUGGGAAUUUGAUGCUCAGUAUCUUUCCCAAGGAAAAAUAUAGGGAAGACUGCGCUACCCUCCUAUGGUUUAGUUUACAAAAGCAAGAAAAACUAUAAGAAAAGGUAUGAUGGAGAGGAGGUAAUUAGAUCUUUUACGUAGACAAAACAUAUAUUGAAUAAUUGCAACCAAGAAUAACACAAAAAACUUUACUUAUUAUUUGCAAACUAAUACAUAAAAUAAAUGCAGUUAUUCACUAUAUGAUACCUUCACAAUAUAUUAUAUGAUUUAUGGUUUCGGAUAAGCCUAACGUCAUUGAUGCAUCAAUAAUUGUAUGUAUACCUGGUCAAGUUAACUGCUUAAUUAGCUACUUGGUUAAACCUAUAUCUGCAUUAAAUUGUAAAAAUUAAUUAAUUGUUUUGGGUGAAUUUUUCAAACUCGAAAGAAAUCACAAUUGAUGCACAGGCCUGGAAAUUGUUGUUAUAUGUUUAAUUUAUUUCAAGCUGCCCUCUGGACGUGAGGGUCCUACCGUAGCUGUGUAUAACCUGAACCGAAGAUUCUGGCUGGUGAAGAAAACUCUGGUUGCGCCUAUGUGCACCAGUCCUUUAUUGUAACAAUUUCAAAUAACCAUACAUUUUUUAUGAUAAUGUGCACAGUAUGAUGCAAAUUUGUUUUAGCUUUCAUAAAAAAAAAAUACACUCCGGAAGCCACCUGACCUCAGAAAACAAGAAACUGUGAGUGUGACAAAGUUUAUAUCACUGAAUGUAAAAUCUGCUGUUGAAACAUAUGUUGCUGGAUACAUAAGUUUCCCACAUAAAGAUGCAGACCCUCA